Messenger RNA from Prosopis cineraria, 2557 nucleotides. Its product is annotated as F-box protein At2g26850-like. Gene Ontology annotation, molecular function: protein binding. NCBI's taxonomy places the organism in Eukaryota, Viridiplantae, Streptophyta, Magnoliopsida, Fabales, Fabaceae. The record is from RefSeq and is a predicted model, not a curated record. The transcript has 5 exons. Bases 1003 to 2214 code for a protein of 403 amino acids.
AGAGAGAGAGAAAUAAUUUAUUUAUAUAUUUCAUUUAUUUUCAAUUAUUGAUCUAUCCACAAAAAUUCCCGUUUAACGUUAGCCGGCCAUCUUUUGCAGAAUUUACUGUUGUUUCUCGUUUGUUUGACCACAGCCUGUUUGUUAUAUUGCUCCAAAGAGAACAGAAGAAGGAAGAAGAAGAAGCAAUAAGGGGGAAUUCUGUGAAUAUCGAAGGGAUUAUUGAGGUGGGGUGAAGAAUCUGUUGGAGUGGAGGGUAGGAGCCUAGGAGGACCCGCCCUUCACAUUCAUCAUCGUCUUCAUCAAAUCUCUUUUAUCUUCUUCUGUAUAUGCACUGAACACCCUGAAAUUUUGUCCAUUGGAUAAUUCAUUCAAUUUCCCAUUUUUUAUAUUGUAAAUCUUGUUUUGGUUGGGCGCACCUGAGCCUGAUGAUAGUGCAUUCAAUUCCAAAAUAACCAGAUCUGCUUUAUUCUACCCACACUGUUCUUAAAAAUAAUUCAUUCCUUGAACCAAUAGAUUCAGAGAUUUCAUGAGAUAUGGGUCUUUGUAUCUAGACUUAUCUUCAUCCAUUUCACGCCAUUUCCAUUUUACAGGUGUCAGAAAACCUGACAACAGAUCCUGCUACCCCACCUCCAUUAGCUUCCUUCUUGGUUCACCUUCCCCUCAUCCUUUUUAGGACCCCAUUUCUACACAUGAAUGACAGCUGUCUGUACGGUUGUUCUUGCUAACCCACAAAAUAGUGGUUCAAGGAAAUUUCAGUAACAUUCAGUUGCUGUGGAAUUAUUUUCUUUUUGUUUUUUAUUCUGAUCAAAUAUUGGAGAGAGGCCCACCAUUGGCCUUUGGUGGGCUCUCGUGGUAAAAUAUUGCCUCAAUUUUUCUGGAGAAGGGGACUCAUUUGGGCUUCUUCUUAACUCUUAGCCAUCGCUUUUCCUACCCCAAGGCUGCUCUGUUAUCAUCGCCUAUGCCAAACUCGAAUUUGACCCGCAAGAGAUUUCCUCUUUCCUAAUGCUAGUUCUCUUCAUCACUUGUGUCACCUUCUUCCUGUUUCUGAAAUCUCUUCCUUUCAAACCUCAACAACCUUGGAAAAGUGAUUUGAGAUUGAUCUCCUUGGUGUUUUGCAAACAGUUAUUGUCUGCAAAAUCAAUCUCUAAGUUGAUAUCCUGUCGUCUCUUUCUGGGUUCUCCCUCUGAAAUUCCUUCAAGAAUGUCCCUAAUGAAGAAGAUGGCCUUCACUUCAAGAGUAGAGAAUGUCGAGGAUUCCCAAGAUACUUCACUUUUGGACUUACCAGAGCUGGUCUUGGAAUGCAUUCUUGAGAGGCUACCUCCUCCAGCUCUUUGUCAAAUGGCAGGUGUUUGCCGUUCCUUAAGGGAGAGAAGUAUCAGUGAUUACUUUUGGCAGAGACACAUGAAGCAAAAAUGGGGCAGGAUUAUUGGUAAAUCUGCUUAUAGGGAAUGGCAAUGGCAUAUUGCUUCAAAACAAGAUAUGGGCAGUCUGAAACAGGGGAAGCACAGGGGAUUGAGGAGGUUUCUAUCUCUUAAUUGGUCUUUUUCAUGGAUGAGAUUGAAGGGUGAUGCAAAUAAUAAUAAUCAUAGCAGCAACCAGCCAUGUUCCUUGCCAGUUGAUUCUGUCAUGACUUGGUAUCUUGCUCUUGAGUCUGGCAAUUUCUGGUUCCCUGCUCAGGUCUAUAACCGCGAGAAUGGUCAUGUUGGAUUCGUGUUAUCUUGCUAUGAUGCUGAGCUGAGCUAUGACCGGCACACGGACACCUUCCAAGCCAGGUAUCCUCCACAUGGAAGAAGGGCAAUUGCAAUAGAGACUGGCAUCACAUGGGAAAGGCUAAGAGCUCCACCAACUGAUACUUCCCCUCAUGAUCUUCAUAUUUCUGACUGUUUGAAUGAUUUACGUCCUGGUGAUCAUAUAGAGAUUCAGUGGAGGAGAAACAAAGAAUUCCCUUAUGGCUGGUGGUAUGGGGCUGUUGGUCACUUAGAAUCAUGUGAUGGGAAUGCACAUUACUGCCGUUGUCAUAAUAGUGACACAGUUGUGCUAGAGUUCAACCAGUACAUGCCUGGCUCGCGAUGGAGACAAACAAACAUCUGUAGGAAGAAUCAUAGGGAGGAGGGAAAUGAGGCUGAUGGGUUCUAUGGAGGAAUCAGAAAGAUUUACAGUGAGAAUGAGAUUGCCACCUGGAGACGCCUUUGGCCUGCUCAAGUCUUGGACUAGUAGUAGGAACUGCAUCAGACCAGAUUUUUAUUCCAUGCUAGCUUAAAUUCAAGAUCGAAACUUAAUUUUUUAUGGUCUGAAAACUAGGGGGGGGGGUAGGUAGAACAUGAAGUGAACAGCUUCUCCUCAUUCAGCCAAAUGCACAAUGGUGAGCAUGCCAUUUUCUUCUUUUACCCCCCCCCCCCCAAAUUACAUCGUUGUGAUCAAUUUUUUUUCUUGGGAAAAUAUUCAUGUGAUUUCCAUAAAUGUAGAUUACUUUUUGCUUUUAUGCUUUAAAUGAUGUAGAAACAUUCGUUCCACUAUGUAUAGAAUAUAGCUUUUGAUCUCAAGUUUGCUCCUGAUA